Ixodes scapularis (black-legged tick) is the source of this 4064-nucleotide messenger RNA. Its product is annotated as zinc finger C2HC domain-containing protein 1A. The transcript has 11 exons. NCBI's taxonomy places the organism in Eukaryota, Metazoa, Arthropoda, Arachnida, Ixodida, Ixodidae. Bases 144 to 1580 code for a protein of 478 amino acids. The record is from RefSeq and is a predicted model, not a curated record.
CAAAAGAGCGGACACGCGACGGCACGCUUCUUCUCGACGAGUUUUCCUAACCUAAAUAUCGGAGCGUCUAAUUUGUGCUCCGGCUCGACGCCCGUAAGUGUCCGGAGUUGAUACACUUCCUUCGCUUUCCCGCUGGCGCGGGGAUGUGCAGCGUGUAUUUGUCGCGCCUCGCCAGUUGCUUCACGGUAAAGCAUGUAAGUGAAAGUCGGAGUCCCAGCAUGGAUGAUGUUGUCCCAGCUUCACCAUUAACUCCUUGCCCCAUCUGUGGGCGAACAUUUCGUCCCGAUGCUUUGGCAAGGCAUCAGCGAGUAUGCGAAAAGACAAAAGCAAAGCAGCGGAAGGUGUUCGAUUCAUCAAAACAAAGGGUUGAGGGUACUGAGAUGAAAAAUGCCCUCAAGCAGGUACCGUCCUCACCUAAGGUACAGAAAGCAAAGCCCAGGACCAAUUGGAAAGAAAAGCAUGAAGAGCUCAUACGAACAAUACGAGCCGCCAGGGGAGAAGACACGGGACCAACGACUGAUGGGAACACAAACGGGACAACGGGCCGUCCCGCGAUUCCAGCAGGUUACGUGGAAUGUCCCACAUGCAACCGCAACUUCAGCGACCGAGCAGCUGACCGGCACAUUGCCUGGUGCCAGGAGCGAAAUAAUCGCAUCCCUCCGAAGAGCCCUGCCAGUGCCGAAGCAGUUGAAAGGCUCAAGGCAAGGACCAAGUACAAGGUUCCAACCCCGGGGAAGAAGAAUGGCACAGUGAGCCCCUCCGGGUCCCAUGGCUCCAAGGAACUGGCAUACAAGACAGUGGCAUCAAAGGCAGUUGCCGGGAACCACAAGAGGACCAAGUCUUCACCGUCCAUGCUGGAGGCCAACGGGACCAGCACAGGACAUCCCAAGAAGGCAGCCGUGAAUAGGAAAGCAAAGCUGCUUCCAGCACCUUCAAAGCUGAAGACAACAAAAGCAGGAGGAGGGGUCAUGAAGUUCAAAGAGAAAUUUCCCAACCAUGUCAGCAGCCCUCACAGAUACACUGACGAUGGCUAUGAUCCCUACAAGAAGGCAGAUUUGCAGAUGCGUGAGCUGAUAAGGGGUACCACACUGGCACCGAAAAACCCGAGAACGGUCCCUGGAGUGCGUACACAGGGUUUGCACAACAACACCAGCAGCAACACCAGUGAUUCUAACAGCUACACCAGCACCAACAGUAGUGGUUCUGAGAACAGGCUGGAUGAAGAAAUGAACUUCCUGAACUCAAAGUUUGCAGAGCUUGCGAGACCAGGCUUUACUGGAGAGUUCACAAAUAACUGGGCCAAGCGCAUGAACGACAAUGCGGUCACAGUGCUGUCGGUCCAAGACCCCUCCAACGGGGCUCCCCACGGAUCACGCCUUGCGGACCACGAACCUCCGACCAGCAGCAGCGGCAGCGACGGUUCCCUCCUCGGCUACGGCAGCACCGGCAGUGGUGCACCAGAGCCCAAGGUGCCCUACCUGUGCCACCAGUGUGGCACCGUGUACCCGGUGUCGGCGGCAAAGUUCUGCUACGAGUGCGGAGCAAGGAGGCUGGGCCUCAUCGCUCUCUACGGACAGUGAGGCGGUUGUUCACUUUGUGCCAGCGGGUCAUGCAGGGAGGGUGUUAUUGGUAUUGUUGCUGUUAGUCCUUUGGCUCUCGACGAGCGAGGGGUUUGGGAGGUCGUACAAGAAGAAACCUUCGAGUGGCUCUUGUAAGACUCUGAUGCAGCCAUGCUGAACCGAGGAAAUGACUGGUGCUGGUUGGGAUGUAUCGCAAGAGCAGUCUGUCGAUUCUUGCGAGUUCUUUUCUAUCGCACACAGUUUUUACAAGUUGUUCUCUUUCGAGUCGUGAUUUAAAGCUUGUUUGUUAUUUGUAGCCGUAUAGAUUAUUGGGCCAGUUAAUUCGUGCACCAUGGUUUGCUACGUAUUACCAAAAAGAGGUUCUAUCUCUCCCCUCAUUUUAGGUUUUUUUUUAUGCUCAUUAUUUGUUUUGUCACUUCUGAUGACUGCAGCAUUGGUGAUGUUAUUACAGUCUAUGGGAUUUGUUUCUUUGCUAUCAGAGUUGAAUAGGAUUGGCUAAAUUAUUAACGCUGCCUUUCGUGUUUGUGAUGGAUCAAAAUCAGAAGGCUGGUUGUUCUUCACCUACUAACUCCAGUGGUACCCUGCAGUCUGCAUCAAUUUUUACUAUUGAAGCUAGUAACUUGCAUGAGUAAUGUAUGAUUGAGAGAGAAUUUUGCAUUUGCAUUGCUACAAUAUAUAUUUUUUCUCUCAAGCUACACAAUGAUACAAUCAACUCUAACUGCAAGUUAUGCGAGUUCACUUUACAUAUGUUCUCUAUGUUGCACCUCUUGCAUAUCAAACUUUUGACUUAUUGAAUAGUGCAAGAAUAUGACAUUAGAAUGUAAUGCUUUAAGCAGCUUACUAUAUUUUGUGGUGAAUUUUGUGAAUUUCAUGCAGCAAAUAUAUUGCCACAGUGAUGAAUGCUUGUGGUCCACAUGCCUAAUUGCUAGAAUUAAUUCCUAUGAAAUAUUAUGAAAACCAGCACUUUGGAAAAUCUAUAAAAUAUUGAUGCCAAGAUUAUAAAGUCAUCUACAGUUUAAAUCAAUCCCAAUUCUAAUCCCUUUCUACAAAUUUUGUGAUAAUUCCACUAAAAAGACUUUAAGUGUAGGAUUAUUAUUAUUUUUACAACAAUGCUAAUACAGAACUGAAUAUCAGAGGACACUGCAGUUUCAGUCUUCUUCCAGGCAGCUUCAAGAGGAUAAUGGGACAAUCUUGAAAGGCAGUAAUUUUCUUGUGCAGUUUCGUUAAAAAUAUUUUUUGUCCAUGUUGUUUCUGACCAGCACAUGAUGACUGACUCCAAGUGCUUUGCCUGAAACAUGUAAUAUGUUCCCUGUCAUUGAAUAUACCGUGCCACUCAAACCCUAUCAGAAACUGAGUUACAUAUAAUUUGAGGUUACAGCUGUGCUCUUGAUGUUGCUGUUUGUUCUAGUUUAAGCUUGAGGAGAGUAUUCCUACAGUUUAACCUUUACUAUAAUUUUUAACUGAUUGCAUGUGGACAAAAGAAAUGGUGCUGGCAAUGACUUAAAGAAGCUAUUUUAUGAGUGUCAAGGCUUCCAUUCUGAAUGUCAUUUAGUCACAUUCAGAAAAAACGUUCCCUUGUGGUAAUGGUGGACAUGUUUUUUUAAAAUAUUUGAUCUCCUAUACGCCAUUCUAAUGUUAAUACAUGCACAGCCCAGCAUACAAUCCCUACCGCCCCACGCAGGUGUGUUGAUCACUUUGGCAAGAAAGCAGAAUAUGUGCCAUAUGCACAAAAGCUGAAAAGCACAUUGACCAAAAGUUAUUUCUUUGAAUGGUCGACCUAUACGGCCAUAAUCAUAAAGAAAGCAUAUUUGCUGGUAUUACCGGGAUGUGAUCCAGUGUUUUGAAGGUAUUCCUUGGGUUUCCUUUUAGAAGUUGGGCAUUAUACCUCUAGUGUUCUUUGUUUGCAAUGAAUGUUAAUUUCACCUUUGUGUAGCAUCCUGUUUUCAUUACAUUCUGCCACCUUAUGUAUAACUUGAUGCAAGUCCAUGCUUUCUGAUGAAAGACUGAGUUCUUGAGCUGACAUUGAUGUUCAGCAUUGUUUAGCAUUUGGUUUAAGCAUAUAUCACCACCACUGAACAAUCUGUUUGUUUUUCUUGUUCUUUUGUUUUUUUUAUGAUAAUGCAAUUAAUUUAAAGGUGCAAGCGAGCUGGACACGAAUGAUGAUAAUAAUCCCGGAGAAGGGGAACAAGGGUACAAAGGACAAACACAAAUUUCCAAACACGGCAAACACAGUCGCGCACCAGUCUUUUAGCUGUGUUUGGAUAUUUGUGUUUGUCCCCCUUCUCUAGGGAUUAUUAUCGUUAUUCUCAUCCAGCUCGCUUGUACCUUUGCAUUAAUUGCAUUAUCAUCAUAACAUUGAAUUGCAGACCACUCGCCCUUGUUAGUGUUAGACUGGUUGCAGUUUUUAAAACUCGUUUGCUCUACUGACGUCUAACUCCUGGUUAGCUCAGUUGGUAGAGUGCUCCACUGGAAAUGGAGGGGUCC